Molecule: messenger RNA, 775 nt
Organism: Bactrocera latifrons
Lineage: Eukaryota; Metazoa; Arthropoda; Insecta; Diptera; Tephritidae
Product: peritrophin-55
Exons: 2
Coding region: 75-662 (195 amino acids)
Cellular component (GO): extracellular region
Molecular function (GO): chitin binding
Source: RefSeq, a predicted model, not a curated record
UUCGCAUAUAAACGGAUUGAACGGGUAACAGAAGUCAGUGUUUCCAACAAAGCGUACAGCACAACUACGACAACAUGAAGACAGUAAUUGGAGUUCUUUGCGUCAUAUUAGCGGCCCAAAGCGUAACUGCACAAUGCCCUAUGCUUAGGACCUUCACUACGGAGUUGAAGCCGGCUUGUGAUAUAAAUGACAUUUACAUUAAAUGGCCCAAUUAUGCGAAUCAAAGCACUUACUAUACCUGCUUUGGCGUGGGAAAUCCAGUGUUGACACCAUGUCCAAGUGGUGAUUAUUUCACUUACGUAUACCAACAAUGCAACCAAUGCAGCGAGUAUAUUCCGCCUCCUAUAUGCGAAAAUCUCAAAACACAAGAUACUCCCAAUUGCGUUCCAAUUGGUUCUGGUAGUAAUAAUAGCCCAACACCAACCAUAACAACUGGCUAUCCAACACCGCACUAUCCAAGUACCAACACAGCGGCAACUGCUAGUACUAAUACUAUGGCACCUACAGUGAUAACCCCUCCGACUGUAAGCCCAACAAGUGCUCCGACCAACACUGCAUACCCCGGACCACCAUCUCCAGUAACUUCGGCGCCGAAUGUACCCACACCUCCAACACAAGCAGCAACACCACCGGUGAUUGAUUUAACUCCACCAGGUGCAUAAGGACCAAAAAUGUUUACAAUUCAAUAUAAAAAAAAAAUUUAUAAAUCUUGUCCAUUGCAAAGAAUCCUGUUUAUGUAUUUCAGAAAGAAAGUAAUAAAUGCUGUACCAGUAUA